Aspergillus alliaceus is the source of this 1141-nucleotide messenger RNA. RefSeq names its product Zn(II)2Cys6 transcription factor domain-containing protein. NCBI's taxonomy places the organism in Eukaryota, Fungi, Ascomycota, Eurotiomycetes, Eurotiales, Aspergillaceae. Gene Ontology annotation, molecular function: zinc ion binding; DNA-binding transcription factor activity, RNA polymerase II-specific; transcription cis-regulatory region binding. Gene Ontology annotation, biological process: positive regulation of transcription by RNA polymerase II. The transcript has 5 exons. Gene Ontology annotation, cellular component: nucleus. The record is from RefSeq and is a predicted model, not a curated record. Bases 67 to 849 code for a protein of 260 amino acids.
CAGCUAUACACUACUAGUAUCCCAUCAGUAUAUCCAUUCUAGGAUAUAGCCGCCUUCUGAUCCAAGAUGCCAGUGCAAAAGAUUCGACCAAUCCAAGAACCAUGCAAGAAUUGCCGUGACAGACAUCUAAAAUGCAACAAACAGACACCAAAGUGCGGACGAUGUGAUGCGAAAAGUCUAGACUGCUUUGUCGUACCUAAAAGACAGAUCUUUCGGCAAGGGUCAACUGCGCAUUUUUCAGACGGCCAACCCUGGGUGAGCAGUAAGCCUAAACGAGCCCGGCUUCGUGUACACGAUACAGGCAGUUCCGUUGUCAGCAAUGUCCAAUUUGAUCCUUCAAAUGAACGGGAUCGCGGGGCAUCCAACAUCUCUGAUUCUAGUCCCAGUGCACAAGGCCCAUCGAAAUCCCUCGAUCUCUUGGCUUCUACGGCUUUUCAAGAUUGGCGUCUCCAUGCUUUAGCCCUCACAGCGUGUGAAGCCAGUCAAUUAACUCCAGAGAGUUUGAAUCUAGGUUACACCUUAUAUAGAGAAAACUUGCCGCAAAGUUCGGUACCAAACGGGUGCAUCUCGCACCUACCAGAAGUAUCUGGUCCCAGAUUCCCUGUCCAAGUUCUGUCUGUGAUCAGAAGCCCAGAGGAGAUUGAUUGCCAUAAUGGUAGCGAGGGGGGUAGUACCUUUAGUGAACCAGGUCGGCCCGAAUGCAGCCCUACUUCUACUUACAGUGACGCAACUCUCAAACCAUUAGAGAGUGUACAAGAAGCAUGCCUUCUGCGGUAUUUUAUCGAGGAACUCUCCCCCUGGUUUGAUGUCUGUGACGAUGGGAGGCAUUUCCAAGUAGCCGUUCCGUAACGAGUACGGCAUUGCCCACCACUUCGCAAUGCUAUUUACGCUGUUGCAUCACGGCACCUCAGCCGUUUGCCGCAGUACAGGACACCCAGUGGAACGAGCUGUCAUAGACAGGUUCUUCCCGAUUUGUCGACGUCUACAGCUGUCGAAUAUAUGUUAAAGUGCAUACCUGCGCUUAUAGACUUUCAUAAAAUAUGUGACCAGGAAUAUCAAGAGAACAUUAUGGCAGCCGCCGUCAUUUUGCGACAGUACGAAGAGAUUGAAGAGGAGGAGGAAGAGGAGGAGUUUGACAGUA